AAGCCCGUUUCUGUCACUGUGGUAAAAAAAAAUCCCAUUGUAUUGAGAUACUCAUCAUGCAUUAUCUCACUGUAAUACCUCAAUAUAACAAGAUGCCUCUUCUUUCAUAAAAAUCCUUUAACUGUUUACAGUACAAAAAGGUAAAGUAAAGCAGAACCUGUUUGUGAAAAUACUAUUUCACUGGCAAUCUCCUCAGCUCAAACACACUAUGAGAGAAGUCCUCCUGUCUCAUUAAACACUAAACUGGGUAUAUAUGAAAAUUAAAUUAAAAGAUUAUUUACAUAAAAUUGUAACCAUAUGAGUUUCAAAAUACCAUUCAUAAUUUCAAAGUAUAUUCCUUUUCUUCCACCUACCACACAUGUUGUCAGGGUUAACCAGGCAAUCUUUUCACAUAUAGGGAUUUUUAUUCCUCCUAAUAAAAUUACAAUUUAAUUUAUUAACAUCCUUAAUGACCUUGGUCGAUGCAGAAAGAAAAUAGGCCGCGAAGACAAAUCUGAAGAGACUCUAAUAUCCUAACAAAAAUUGAGCUGUCUGUCUAUUUAGAAUCAACUUACAUUUGUCAUUCAUUCCAAGCAUUCUUCUUUGUUAUCACCAUACAAGUAUUUUAGUUGAUAAUCUUCAGGGAAAACAGCUCACAUUUAUUUAAGUUUAGUUGAAGUCCAGAGUUUGAAGAGCUAAAGGGAUUUAAUCUCGACUUAUCAAGAGAAGGAUUGUAUCAUCCGCCAAGUGACUAUUAUUACUGCCUUGCUUAUUACAUCAAUUCCAGCCAUUCCACUGUUUUCAAUUAGAAUGGACAGCGUCUCUUCAACCAUUACAAAUAACUAUGGUGGACUUCUACAACAUUGACAGAUUCUUUAAUGAAUGUUUAAUCUGAUAUCUGUUCCAUGAUUUAGGUCUACAGAGCAUAUAGCAUCUUAGUAAAAUUUCUGAAUGUUUGUGCAAAUCCUAAAUGAGUAUGUAUGUAUAUCUAACAAAAUUGCAGCUCUGGAGUUUUGCAUUGUGCUGUGGAUAAUGAUGCAUACGGGUGAGAGUUGUUUCUUUUAUGUAAAUCAUUUGGUUAUGAAGCAUAGAUACGAUGAACUCAAGUUGCAAAUCUUGUCCGUAGUUUCAAUUCAAAUAUUUUCUUGGAGCCUGCUGCUGCAACAUGUUUUGCAUACCAAAAGACAAAUAGUCAUAAAGCACACAGAAGGGUUGUCAUUUUCCCAGACUGCUCUGAGAAAGCCGGCGUUUUCUUCUGCAGUCAACAGUGUCGACUCACAAUGGAGAGGAUCCUGCUAGUCUUGUUUCUUUCAGCCUGCCCCGUCCUCUCCAGCAGCCUUCCCCGUCAGUACCACUUUGUUGAUCUAUCUCUGACUUGGACUGAAGCUCUGGCCUACUGCAGACAGACUUAUACAGACAUCGUCACAAUCCAGGACUCUGAAGAACUGACCCGGCUCAUGGACACGCUUUUAUCUGCUAGGCACAGCUCUGACACCUGGAUUGGUCUCUACAGUCUAAUCCACUGGUGGUGGUCUGAUGACUUCAUAGGGGCCGGUGCUAAUUACAGCAAUUGGGAAAUCUUUUUUAAUGAGCCCAAUUUUAUUGGAGCCAGUCAGUUCUGUGUGUCUAUUGGCAGCACUGGAUUGUGGUGGGAUGAUUACUGUGAGAUAAAUUACUCAGUUCUCUGUUACAAUGGCACACAGCUGGAACCUGAAUAUGUUUAUGUGGACAAAAAAAUGAAUUGGUCCAGUGCCCAGAUGUACUGCAGGGAGAACUUCGUAGAUCUGGCUACAGUAAGCAGUGAUCUACAGAAUCGCAUGGUCAAGGAAUUGGUGCCUUUUGGAGCCUACUUGUGGAUUGGCCUCUUUAGAUUUCCAAACUUUUUCUGGUCUGAUGGCAGCAGCGUCUUGUUCAGCAACUGGGAUGAUGCCGACAAUCCAAUUAACUCAAUGACUAUGAUCUGUGGCAUAACAUCUGGAGACAGUAAAGGAAGAUGGAGGUUUUUGUCCUGUGAAACAAAAUUACCUGUUGUCUGCUACUAUGACCCCCCACUGACAAAGCAGAGGGUGAAGCUGAGACUGAAGACUGAGGACUCUGUGAAUCUCAACGAGGCCGUUCUGAAAGAGAGCAUCCUUAAAAUGCUCCAGGACAGGCUGAAGGAGAACGGAGGGAAUGAGGUCACCCUAAAGUGGAGAGAGCAGCCUGAUGGUGAAGUCUUCAAGAAAGAAGGACAAGCAGUGAACUCUUUUCUUUAAGAUAUAAACCCUAGAUUUAUUGUUUGUUGCCAGAUUUUAACACAGGAAAAUGUUUACUAAAUUAAGACAUAAUUAUUAUUUUUUAAAUGCCAACAUCCGUUUGUCUACACCAUCCAUUUGAUCCUAGUCAUAUAAGAAAACACAUUGGUAAAAUAUAUUUUAUGCAGAUACAGUGUAAACUAAAGCAACAGCAUGACAAACUAAAACAAAUUUAAGAUCUAAGUAUAUAUUUACAGAUGCAUUUAAGAGUCUAAAAAGGUUGCAAAUUUCUGAUAUACAGUAAAUGUAUCUGAUAUGCACAACAUGCGUUUUAUGGCUUGAACUUUUUAGGAGUUAAUCAUCUCCAUUCUUUUAUAAGCUUCAAAAUCUGUGAUUACAAACGAUGAGGCUGACUCUACAGUGUGUCAUCCAUCAUAUGGAAGACAUAAAAGAGACUAUUUUUCAGAACCACAGAUAAAUUGACAUGUACUGCUUAGACUGUGGACGAUAUGGAGAUAUGAAUGUUAAGUGUGACAAAUUAAUUCUGUUUUAUUUGAAAAAUAGCACUAGUGCUGUAGGUGAAACGCAAAACAGUGAUGGAACAUAAUCUGUAAUAAAUCCUGCUAGACCUUCAUAAAUAGAUGUUGACAUAUUUUUCUCUGCAGGUGUUCUGUAUCAGUUUGUUUAAACCAAAACCUUUAUUUCUCUUGUAUUCCUAUGUUUAGUCUGUGAUUAGGUCACUGAUUUAUUUCAAUAAAGUAAUCAUUUGUACAAUAAAA
Xiphophorus hellerii (green swordtail) is the source of this 2992-nucleotide messenger RNA. RefSeq names its product secretory phospholipase A2 receptor-like. Lineage: Eukaryota; Metazoa; Chordata; Actinopteri; Cyprinodontiformes; Poeciliidae. The transcript has 5 exons. The record is from RefSeq and is a predicted model, not a curated record. The coding region runs from base 1260 to 2234 and encodes 324 amino acids.